Messenger RNA from Mucor mucedo, 1323 nucleotides. RefSeq lists its product as uncharacterized. Bases 246 to 1211 code for a protein of 321 amino acids. The record is from RefSeq and is a predicted model, not a curated record. The transcript has 7 exons. NCBI's taxonomy places the organism in Eukaryota, Fungi, Mucoromycota, Mucoromycetes, Mucorales, Mucoraceae.
AAGAAUGAUUGCAUAUUUCCCAAUUUUUUUUCAUUCAUCCAGGGCCCAAUCAAAAUAUUCCAGUGUAGAACUUGAAUACGCUUCAAAACGCAUGAAAAUGUGAUACAGGGAGUUUGAUUUAGUAAACGAAAAGCAAUUCAGUCCAGGUGAAUCGCAAGGACCAUAUUUUUUUUUAAAGAUUUUGAUAAAAAUUCGGGGUCUUCUUUUACAUACCACAAAUAGAGCCUUUCAUUUUUUUUUUCAGCAUGGGUCAAGAUCAAUCCAAUCCUUCACGAGCUCGCUCAUCACCGGCCGUAACACCUAGUUCAUCCUCAACGUCUCAUAAUAGUAAAAGCUUUUUACAAAACAAAAUAUUUAUCCAUCCCUCUCAAGACGAUGAAAACGAAGAUCUCGACAGUUCGAGGAUAACGACAGAGGAUGAAGAUGUCCAUGAGGGUAUAAUCCAAGUCGUAAAAGGACCUGGGGAAGAAGAAGAGGAUCCAGAACUGACGUUGUUACGGUCCAUCAAAAGAUUCGAACCGUUUGUUAAAGAACAAGAUAAAAGUUUCAGUCUCGAGCAUCUUUUAGGACUCAAAUCAAACACGAAAUCUACUGUAAAAGACAAUGAUACUUCACUGAAUCCUGCAUUUGAAAUUUACUUUGAACUCCAGGCUCAUUUGAAAGAGCAAAUGACUCGUGUUAAUAAUGAACAACGUAUCUUGUUACGACGAAUUGCGUAUGUGGACGAGCUUAGCACUCAAUCUGCACAAGUCAUCACAUCCGCUUUUAAUCAAGCACAGUCAGCAUCGAAUAGGAUUUCGGAAGCUACAUUGAUCAAGGAACAAGCCGAAAAAACACAGGCCUACGCUAUCAAUAUUUUUAAAUCCCUUACAGCGCUUGAAAAGUAUCUGGAUCCCGAGGAUAUCAUUGGCAAUGAUGAAAAUACAAGAUGGCCAGAGCUGAGCGAACUUCGUCAUCGUGCAUCCAAAUGUAAUGCGCCUUACGAUCGACUCAGUAAAUCCGCUACUCUGAGUGAUCUGACGACCGUUGGCUCAUCCACUUCGCCAUUGCUAGAACGUGUGAUUGUAACAGGUGAACCCGCACAUCCCUUAAAUCAACAAAUAGAGCCAAAUACAGAGGAUGAUCCGGCGGAAUCAUCUACUUCGACAUCCUCCUUGGCGCUUAGUCGAUUAAGAGGACUUUCCUCAAGAACUGUUACCACUGAUGUGUGAAUUCCCUUUUGCCAAAAAAAAAAAAAAAAACCAACACCAUCCAUCCAUUUUCUCUGUAGUAAUAAUAAUAAUAAAAGUGUCAUAUAUCUUUAACAGUUAAGCAAGUAGGCGC